AUGACAAAGGAAACAUGCGUUGGUGGACUAUGCCCUGUUACUGGUUACGCCUGUUAUACUCCACUAGAUACAUGUUUUCAGAUAACCGGAACCUGUACAACAACGUGCACAGAUCCAGCGGACGUUUGCUUCAACGGUAACUGUCUCCGGAACGUUCCCACUUCAGCCACGACUACAAGUAGUACAGUAACAACAACAUCAACACCACCAAUAGUUACCACUACUGCAACUGCUACUUGCGUCGAUAAAACAAAGGCUGAUGGUACCAGUGACUGUCCAUUAUUAACGUCGCUUUGCAAUCAUUCCGUCUAUAAUGCGCUGAUGAGAGAUCAGUGUCCCAGAUCAUGCGGAUUUUGUUGA
Enterobius vermicularis (human pinworm) is the source of this 360-nucleotide messenger RNA. Lineage: Eukaryota; Metazoa; Nematoda; Chromadorea; Rhabditida; Oxyuridae. The record is from the annotation of a GenBank genome assembly.